Messenger RNA from Menidia menidia (Atlantic silverside), 1139 nucleotides. The record is from the annotation of a GenBank genome assembly. NCBI's taxonomy places the organism in Eukaryota, Metazoa, Chordata, Actinopteri, Atheriniformes, Atherinopsidae.
AUGCCAUGGCACUGCUUCCCCUUUCUGGUAGAAAGGGUGGAGAGGGAGGACAUGCAGAAGGAGGAGGGAGUCAAACCUGUCGCCACCACCUCUGCUAGUUAUCAGCUGGAGUCGAGUCAUUCUGGGGUGGAUGUUAAGGCAAACAGUGCAAGUGUGCAGCCAAUCAAGCCUGAUAAGUCCCUGAAGCCCCCCGGCCCUGUCACUAUUGACAGUUCUUCCUACUACCUGCUGCAGGUGAGCUUGAGCUGCGGGCUGCUCUCCAGCGCCUCUGCCACGUCGGCUGCUCUCAAGUUUUUCUCCGUGUUCGAGUUGUGCCGAGGAAACCAACGGGAGCUUGCACGCCAAAAGCAUGCCAAAAAGCAGAAUGAACAUGGCAAAGGGAAGAGGAACGAGGACGGGCUCUCUGCUGCUGCCCGGAAACAGAGGGAUGCUGAGAUAAUGCAACAAAAGCAGAAAAAGGCGAAUGAAACCGGAAAAGCCCCAACUAAACAAUGAAGUCCAAGAUUAAUUCAGCUCACUGUUUUCAGAGCACCCCAUGUUCAGCAUUCUUCCUGAUUAUUUCUAAGAAAGGAUCUGUCAUUUUUGUCAAGAAUCCAGGAUUCCCUGUGGCAAAUGACGUUGCUUGUUGGAUUUGUGAUUUUACUCUGUGAAAUUAUGUCUCAGCAAGUUAGGGCUUGUCCCACGUUGGUCCUGCAUGCUAAGGAGCAUCAGUGGUGUAAGCAGGACACAACCAAACAGUUCCUGACGUGAAGCAACCAAGUAACAGUUGUGUAUUUUUGUACAAAAGUGUCCCCUGCUGGUUUCAAAUAAAGUGUACCUUUUUAGUUCAUGCUUUUUUUAGUUAUUCAGAAUGUUGAUGUUUGGGGUUUGUGCUCCAUGAAAUAUUCUGCCAGUUUGGUCAAAGAAAGGUACGACAAAGGAACUUGUUGACACUUUUUCAGUGUCACAUUUAUGUUCAUCAGGAAACUACUUACUUUCCUGUGAUUUUAAGUAUUAGAUGUAAUAACUCUGUUCCAGCAGAAAUGUGUUAUUUUGUAAAUGUUCUAGAUUUUGCAGUAGUGUUAUUCACAUGUCCUGUGGGCUUCUUUAAAAACAAACCAAAUCAAACUUUAAAAAAAAAAGGUUUAAUUUUCUCAUAA